AUGUCAGCGAGGCUUCCCCGACAGGCUGAGCGCAGCCUUUUGAAUGUGUUGAAAGUCGCUGCGCGCACACCAGGAGACAAAGUUGCCAUCUGCUCCGGGGACCACGGCAACUGGGCGCUGGGAGGGGCCUUUCUCCCGCGGCUCCGGCUGCCCCGGGCGGCCUCCUCUUCCCGGCCGGCCCCGAUCCUGCCCCAAAGCCAACAUCCCUGCCCCCGCCCAGGGCGCACGCCUGAUGGGAAACUCCGGCUCGCCGCGAAGUACAGUGCUGCGCUGGGGCGCGCGGGGAGCCUCGCGGUCACCCAGAUCCAGGCCUAUGCUAAUGAGAUUAUGAACCAGGGUUGUUUGUGUGCGCGGACGUGGAAGGGGGGGGCCGAUAAAGUCCAGCAGACGGGGUGCGGUGACCCACCUUCCCGCUCGGGACCUGGGAGGGGACGGAGCCGCUGCGGGUGGGGGGGCGCCGACCAGACCCAGCCGGGGCGUCUCGUGGCUGCGGGCCUGGGCUUCCGCACCACCGGGCUCUGCGCGUCGCCGCUCCCGGCGGCGCCUCGCCUCCCAACUGUAAUUCCACACUCCCGCGAGCGCUGGGGCUGCGGAAUCGUUUGA
Messenger RNA from Rangifer tarandus platyrhynchus (Svalbard reindeer), 603 nucleotides. Lineage: Eukaryota; Metazoa; Chordata; Mammalia; Artiodactyla; Cervidae. The record is from the annotation of a GenBank genome assembly.